Molecule: messenger RNA, 4222 nt
Organism: Danio rerio (zebrafish)
Lineage: Eukaryota; Metazoa; Chordata; Actinopteri; Cypriniformes; Danionidae
Source: RefSeq, a predicted model, not a curated record
ACGAGAUUUUGCGGGACUUCCGGCAGCGUAUGUAUCCGUUCUAGCAACAACCCGUGACAGUUUCGAUUUGUCUGUUAAACUUUUCGAAAACGUGAAGUAAAACAGAUAUUAAGUUAGAUCGACAACAUGAUUCCCAGAUUCUACAGUCUGCUGUACUUCAACUUUGUGUUUGCACGGCUGAUUAACAAAGCAUCUCUUCAGAUCACAGUAGAGGGUUUUAUUGGUCGGUCUGCUCUCCUGCCAUGUUCCUCAACUGAAGAUGCAAGCAAGCAAGACAUUUAUGUGCACUGGAGAGACAGUAGCAGUAAAAGCGUGUUUGACUUAAUCAAGGGUGAAGCUUCAAUUGAGCAGCAGGAUCAGCAGUACAAGAACAGAACUGAAUCUUUCCCUCAAGAAUAUCUAAGAAGAAACUUUUCCAUCAAACUCAACAAACUUCGAGUCACUGAUGCUGGAAAAUACAUCUGCUACAUCUCACACUCAUCUGAACAACCAGCUGUACGGCUGAUCGUCAACGCCUCUGUGGCAGAAAAUGAAAACAAACCAAUUAAAGAAGAUGACAAAGGAGACAAUACGGGAUCAGAUGGAGAAACUUCACAUUGGCUCUUGGUUGUUAUUACAUUUGCUGUACUAGUAAUUAUAGGGGUAAUCAUUGUUUUAUUGCGCUACAGAAAGAAAAUACAAUCUAGCUUCUCUCAUGUCACGACUGAAAACUCAGACGACAUCGACAAAUGAAAAGCAGGUAAACUUUUACAUUCCUUUUAUUUCACUGAAUAUUAACUGAAUUGUCACAUAUUUAGCUCUUUUUGAUGUAAAAUCUACUGGGUCUUAAAUCAAAGGAAUGACUUAUUUCUACAUACUGGUCAUUUGUACACUCUCUCAAGAAAACAGCAUAGACCAAAUGUAAAUAAGUUACACUCUGCAGAGAAAAAAUACUACAAUUUGAAUGCCUUCUUUUGAAAUGAUAUGCCUGUCCAGUGUAUAUCAGUACGACAUUAUAGGUACAUUGCUUUCAUAUACAGUUUUUAAUGACCAAAGUUGUAUUUAUGAUAAUUUUUGUGGCAUAUAAAAGCAGCAUCAGUAAUAACAAACUCGGAUAACGGUAGCUUUAACAACACUAUCCCUAAGUGAAGAAGCUUUUUCAGAAAGGCAAUUUACAAAGCAAGAUAUAACGCAGCCUUAAGUGUUUUUUAGGUACAUUUCAGAAUAAACCAUUUUUUCAAUCAGGUUCAGGUGACAAUAAAAUGUAACCACUGUGUCCUUUGUAACUCAGCUUGUUCAGUGUUUGUUGGUGUAUCCCAGAGCACUUCUGAUGCCUCAUUGGCACUGACAUAGUGACAUUAGCCGCAUUUCCAGUGCGAUUUUAUUGGGCUGUGCCAGUAGCCUGGGAGCAUGAGAAGAGAGGUCUAAAUCAUGUAGCAUUUCCACUGUCGGGCCAAUGGCUUGCAAUGCGGCACUCAAACCCCACCCCAAGAACAUCCCCCAAUUCAAACGUUACACAGUCCACCCAGUUCAGUGGGAAUCAGGCAGAUAAACCACACCAUCGCGUCAUAACAAAACAAUUAAAAUAGAGACAAAUGAAACAAACAAAUUACAUGUUGCUGUACAGAAUUACAUUACAUUUCUAUAUGCACAGGCCCAUGUAUUUUCAUUCAUUAUAUUCUUUUACUCAUCGACCGACUGUUGGCAUCAUACAUUGAGUGGUCUCGCCACUAACGGAGGGAUGACUCAGUGCACCAUCCAUAGUAUAAAACCACAGAACUUUUCACAGAGACAUAUAUAUUCACAUGUUCGUUUCUCAAACAAAAAAAUGUAAAAACUAAUUAUUUGAUAAAAGUACUGUUAAAUAUUUCAGAAAGGCAUAUCUCCACUGAAUCUCCCCAAAAGCAUAAUUACGAUUUAAAAUAUUAAACAUCCUUCCAAUAAAGCUCUACAUUUAAAAUUUCAUUUUUUUCAGCACUGCACAGGACUGGAUGACAGAAAAGAAGGUCGUGUACAUUUUGUUCACCCAAAAAUGCUGUUAGUGGGAUUUUAUUAAUAUCGUAUCCAAAUAAUUUGUAAAUAAUAUUUCACAACUGCUCUGUUGUUUGUUUUUGCGAAAAGAUCAAAAAUAAUUUUUUCUGAUAGACCUUUGUAAAAUUAAUGUUAAAAAUGGCUUAAAAUGGUAAAAAAAAUUUGUAUUGUAUAUACCUACAUUGCUAUAGCUUUAGUUUGUUUUAUAUUGGUUUAUUUAAUGAGUUUUAUUAUAUACAAUAUUUGUAAUUCUUUAAAUGUUUUAAAACUUUAAAAACCCAACCGCUCGCAACAUCAACAGAGCUGGGAAGUGAGCAAUCUUUCACCUUGUCUCUCACACACAUACUGUACAUGCAUCUAAAUACGCAUGUUUCAUGCACAAACACACUUUUUAAGCUUGACAAAAACUCUUGACAAUUGAGUUACUGACUACUGUGUCUUUAAUGUGGUGUAGCCUAAAGAUUAUCAUGCAUUAUUGAAAGAUCAAAGAGGAUGCAGCAAAGAAAUAUUACUUAUUAAAUUAAAACUAGGGUACUAUUUUAUGCAACACCCUUACAUUUUAAAAGGGAAACAUAAGGGCAGUCUUAAGCAAAAAAAAGACCCCUAGCCUAUAAUAUGUUUUAUGAAAUUAAGCUUGCCAGCUAUUUGUUUUUUUCCCCCCUUAUUUAUUUUAUUUUACUUUUUUUUUUGGGACAUCAACUCGUGUGCAAUUAGAAAACUAGUGUUCCAUCUUUACGAGACUCGGGCAAACUCCACCUCUGCUUUCACUUUGCCUCAAAGCCCCAGCUAGCCCUCUUUGGCCCAAGCCAUUCAGAGGGCCAAAAAAGUCCAGCCGCUGGCCCUAAGGAAGCCCCGAUUUGGCUCGAUCAGACCCCAGAAGUGACUGUGUGCACACUCGCUUUAGGCGCGACACUGGAAAUGCAGCAAUUGUAAUAUCUCCAGAAAUUACAACAGAAAUAGUGACUGCUGCUUCUCACUCAGGUUGAUGUCUAUGCUAACAGAGUAGAGAUCAUCAUAUAUUUAUAGGUAUUUAUUCUCCACAAUGAUAUCAGUGUUGGGAGAAAUUUAAAUGGUGAUUAGCCUUUCUUUCAUUUUCAUGUUUCUUCUGUUUAUGGCCUUCUCAACUAAAACAAAACUACUAGCUGCCCACUACAUUAAGGUAUUUGCAUAUGGAGAUUUAAUUAGCUACGCAAGUGUCAGUGCAGUGACACCACAAAUCAAAAAUUCUUUUCAGCAAAGCCUGAUAAAAAAUUUAUGUGAUGAUCAUUGUGGUUUCAUUUGUUGUAUAUUAGUAAUUAUAUUAGUAAUAUUUUUGUACAAAGGUUUAUCAUGCAUACACAGAUUGCAUCGGCCAUUUUGUGCCUAGACAUUAGUGAAUGAGGCCUUAGUGGAAAAGUGGAAAGGAGGAAUGAGCUGCCUGUUACUGCCUUAAUUCGGUACAUUAGGGCUGUACAACAUUUUUUUCCUCAUAAAUAUUAACAUGUACAUCUGCAAUAUAGUCACAUCAAAGAAUGUGCAAUGUCAAGUAGGGAUUAUAGUUCAGAUUGUGGGAAGUUUAAACAUAAUGGAGUGAAAGUUUCAUCAUUUGCAUGUGUUUUAAGGCCUGUAACCAUGUAAGCAUUUCAGAGUCAAAAGCUUUCAUGUGUGAGAAUAAUGAUGUUUGAUUAUUGUUGUGGAGGGCUAUUUAACAUUUGAUUAUUACAUUUCUGUUCAUGUGUACUGAUAGACUCAGCUCAAAAAUGUAAAGCACUGUUCAUUUCAUUUGUGUCUUGUUGUAUUACAAUUAACUUUUUAUUGCAGGAAAACAAAGCAUCAAUUUUUCCAAUAUUGUGCAGCCCUGUUCUGAACCACAAGUGUCCUUUUUUUGCAUUUGUUCAUAUUAAAUGUAUUUUGUAUAAUUUUUUUGACAGAAUUGUAAUCAUUCAACAAAUCAGACUCAAACAGAAAACCUUUAUUUAUUUAUUUAUUUUAUUUUAUUUUUUUUUGUGCAAGAUAUGCACAAGAAAAAUUCUUUGUUUUAAAAUCCUCAUUGUUGCCCUGCAUGUUUAGGAACUCAACUUGCUUAGAAAAUGUGCAGAUCUUUAUUUGCUUGAUUACAGUAUAAUUGACUUUUAAACUAACUUCAAGUUAUAUACAAGCUUCCAGAUAAUGUAAAUGGUGAUGUUUUUAACUAUAGAGAAUGCAAAUAAAUAAAGUGUCAAUUCCAAGUAAA